This is a messenger RNA of Tetranychus urticae (two-spotted spider mite), 4597 nucleotides long. RefSeq names its product protein tyrosine phosphatase non-receptor type corkscrew (gene csw). Lineage: Eukaryota; Metazoa; Arthropoda; Arachnida; Trombidiformes; Tetranychidae. The record is from RefSeq and is a predicted model, not a curated record. Gene Ontology annotation, biological process: protein dephosphorylation; positive regulation of ERK1 and ERK2 cascade. Gene Ontology annotation, cellular component: cytoplasm. Gene Ontology annotation, molecular function: non-membrane spanning protein tyrosine phosphatase activity; receptor tyrosine kinase binding; cell adhesion molecule binding.
CCAGCUUUACUUUUCAGUCAAUUUGCAGUCUUCAGUCAGUAAUCGUUGAGUCGAGUUUCCUCUUUUUCAUUUAUUUUGGUACCUUUUGUUUUUACUUUUGUGGCCAAUGGAAAAAUUAAUUAGUGUGCAUAGUUUCCAGCCUAAUCUCCAACCUUUAGAGACUGAUCUAUGGAGAUCUUCGGUCUCUGGUAACAAGAGAAUCGGGCGUUGGUUCCAUCCAAACAUCACCGGCCCUGAAGCUGAAAAGAUGCUGAUGGAGAGAGGAUCGGACGGUAGCUUCUUGGUACGUCCAAGUAAAUCAAAUCCUGGUGAUUUCACUUUAUCUGUCAGAAGAAAUGGUCAAGUCACUCAUAUUAAGAUUCAAAACACUGGUGAUUAUUAUGAUUUAUAUGGAGGUGAAAAAUUUGCAACAUUGGCUGAAUUGGUAGUUUUUUAUAUUGAAAAUCAAGGGCAAUUAAAAGAAAAAAAUGGCUCAAAUAUUGAACUCAAAUAUCCUCUCAACUCAUCAGAUCCAACUAGUGAAAGAUGGUUUCAUGGUGCAUUAUCAGGCAAGGAAGCUGAAAAACUUCUACUUGACAAAGGAAAAAACGGAAGCUUUCUCGUCAGAGAAAGUAUGAGCAAACCUGGUGAUUAUGUUUUAUCGGUCAGAACAGAUGACAAAGUUACUCAUGUUAUUAUUAGAUUCCAAGAUAAUAAAUACGACGUUGGUGGAGGUGAACAGUUUGAUAGUUUAUCUGAAUUAAUAGAAUAUUAUAAAAAGAAUCCAAUGGUUGAAACUUCUGGAACUGUUGUACAUUUAAAGCAACCAUUCAAUGCAACGAAAAUAACUGCUUCAACCAUCGAAAGUCGUGUCAAAGUGCUUUCUAAAGAAAAUGCUCAAAAUAACGGGAAAGCAGGUUUUUGGGAAGAAUUUGAGUAUCUUCAACAACAAGAGUGUAAACAUCUUUAUUCUAGGAAAGAAGGCCAAAGACCAGAGAAUAGAGCUAAAAAUCGUUAUAAAAAUAUUUUGCCUUUUGAUUAUACUCGUGUUAUUUUACGUGAUGGAGAUGCUUCAAUUGGAUCUGAUUAUAUUAACGCAAAUACCAUCAAGCCCGAAGAUGAUAACACAGGAACUCCUUCAAAGACUUAUAUUGCAACACAAGGGCCUUUAUCUAAUUCAGUAGACGAUUUUUGGCGAAUGUUGUGGCAAGAAAGCUCGAGAGUUAUUGUAAUGACCACAAAAGAAGUUGAAAGAUCAAAGAAUAAAUGUGCCCGUUAUUGGCCUCACGAAGGUCAAAGUAAAGAUUAUGGUAAAAUUAAAGUUAAAUGUUUAUCUGAAAAACCGCCAAAAGAUUAUAUUUUAAGAGAAUUAGAAGUUAGUAAAGAAGGCGAACCUGAAACUCGCAUCGUUUACCAAUAUCAAUUUACUGCAUGGCCUGAUCAUGGUGUACCUACUUAUCCAGGGUGUGUGCUCAAUUUCCUCCAUGAAGUCAAUGUGAGACAAGAAUCAAUCGAAGGCUCUGGUCCAAUAAUUGUGCAUUGCAGUGCUGGAAUCGGAAGAACAGGAACUUUCAUUGUUAUCGAUAUGAUUAUCGAUCAAAUCAAAAGACAGGGUUUGGAUUGUGAAAUUGAUAUUCCAAGGACAAUUCAGAUGGUUCGAUCACAAAGAUCUGGACUGGUGCAAACUGAAGCUCAAUAUCAAUUUGUUUAUUUGGCUGUUGAACAUUACAUUGAAACUUUACAGCAGCGUUUAUUGGCCAAACAGCGAAGUCUCAUCGCUGGAAGAGAGUAUACCAACAUAAAGUACGCAAGUGGAGACCUUUCGUCUGCAAUGAACUCCAAGUGAAGGAUAAUUUUAACUAUUUGGGUCAACCAUGAUUAAAUUAACAGAAUCCAUUCCCUUCCUUUUUUACUUAUCUCUCGUUUCUUCGAUUCACACUCUCAACUUCUCAACUUUUCUACUCAAUCGUUGAUCAUUUACUACAUUUUUAUGUUUUACAUGAUGAAAAAACCGUCAGAUUAUCCAAAAGUCAUAAUCUUUUAUUGGAAAAAAACCAUUUCACAAAGGCAUGAACGCCUAUGAGGAUUGUGAGGAAAAGAUAUUCAUCAUUCAUUCAUUUUCUCACAGUGAUUGGCUCUUAUAGCACUAACUUUCAAGCAACAAAUCUAAAUUUUAUUUUUUGUUGGCCACUUGUUCAUGCAUUUUAUUCAAUUACACAAAUCUUGCUACCAUUGGACGGAGUUUGAUAAGAGAUUUAUAAUUUUCUUUCCAGUCAAAAUUGUUUAAAUGAGAAGCAAUUAUUGUCACAACUGCCUCUCGAUUCAAUCAGGGCAAACAAAAAUCUAAGCAUUUAAUUAACUGGUUCAUCUUUAAAGUGGAAAGAAAUAGAAGUCAUCUUCAAACCCAGACUUUUAUGGAUGUGUCCCAUGAACCAGAAGCCAAUGCCAUUCCAUCUGGGGUCAAAGAUAUUGUUGAUACUCUAGAUUCAUGACCUGUUAGAUUUCCUGAAAUGAGCAACAAAAACAAAUGUUUGUUUUAAAUUUUUGUACAAAGGUGUUAGCGAGUCUCCAAUAUCCAUUAUAAACUCUUUUAGCGAUGAUUCCAUUACCAGUGAGAUUCUUCGUAAUUUUCAACAUACCUGCAUAUUUUGAUUUAAGGAUAUCCCACAUGUGAAUCGAUGUAUCAUCUGAUCCUGCCAACAUAAUUCGUCCUGAUAAAGAUAAAACACAAGAAGUGAAGCCACUUCGAGAAUUGGGAGAACGAUAAGCUGAUAUCUCCUGAUCACUGCGAAUAUCAAAAAGCCUGCAAGUUUUAUCCUCUGAUCCAGUGCUGAAUACAUUAUUGCUUCGAUGAAACUAUAUUCCAGCCAUUCAUUAAUUUAAAAGGAAAAACAAAGAUCGUAUGUUGUCCCGUUAAACAGUCAUGGAAGUGUUGAAAAACAAAAAUGUUAUACCACAAAAAAAGAGGAAACGUUAUUUGCUGUUAAAAUGUUACUGUUAUAUCGAAAAUGUCCUCAAGACUUAGACUAGAUACUGUGUAUCGUUAAAUAAUCAUGUUGAAAGGUCUUACAUUGACCGAUGUAACAUCAGCUUCAUGGCCAAAAAAAGUUUGCACUGACUUAUCGGUCCUCAAGUCCCAAAGCUGCAAUGGAUACAAGUAAUUCGACCAUAGACAAAGUCAUUAAAAAUAUAUAUAAUUAUAUAUUCCUUUUUUUAUACAAUGUAUAAUGUAUAUACAAACACACGUAUUACUUGAUUAAUUAAUGUUAGUUCAAUGUUCUAUUUUUUUUAUUUCCUUCUCUCUCUCUCUUUCUCUUUUUGUUAAAGACGACUCUGUAUGGGUCGAAAAAGUACAAACCUUAGCUGUUUUAUCCACAGACCCGGUAACCAAGUUUGACGAAUCAUACGAAAUCGCACAAGAAAUGACAUCUCCAGUGUGACCUCUGAACUCUUUAACUUUGGCUCCAGACUCGACAUCCCAAAGGACACUUUAAAAGCAAAAGGAGAAGUAAAUGAAACAAAGCAAAUACUAAUUGGUAAAGAAAACAAGAUAACUGGUCAACAAUCUGCUCAAGAGCCGUAAGAAUAUCAAAUUUACCGAAAACAAUAAGUCUUGAUUAUUGGCGAUGGUACCAAUCACCAGUAAUGAAAACUCGUCAUCAUCACCAUCAACUUAAACAUCAUCUUCAUCAUCAUUCUGACACAAUUCAUUUCACUUUGAAAAGAACAAAAUAAAUCAAUUUGCCUUAAUUGGCUAAUCCUGUUGCUUUUUUACAUUACAAUUACAAUAACAAUUAUUUCCAUUAUUAUAAACUGCUACAAUAAUUGAUUUUGAUAAAAGACUGACAAGUUAUUCUAUUCUCUUUUUCCUGAUUGUUUGGAAUAUUGGACGAGUGGAAACUUACACUUUUUUGUCGGCCGAUCCUGUUAUUAUUUUUGUAUCAUCAAGGAAUCGACAGCAAGAAAGAAAGCCAUCGAAACCAGCCAACUCUCGAACCAAUUUGGCUCCAACAUUGUCACAAUCGCGCUUAUUGAGAUCAUAAAGUGAACACAUAUUAUCCAUACCACCACAGGCAACCAUAUUACCUGUCGAUGAGUAGGCACAAGUCAUGGUCCAACUUGAUCGAAGAGAAAUAAUUUUCACCUUAAUCAAUUGAACAGUAAUUGAAUAUUUUAUUAAACAUUCAAUGUUGAUUUUGACGCUGUUUCAAAAAUAGCAAGGAUAACUCACGGGAAAAAUGAAACUACAAUGAUGGUACAAAGUAAACUGAAACUGUCUAUCCUUACCUUGUUCCCUGUGAUGGUGUCCCAAAUUAUGAGCUUACUUUCAAGUGCCGCCGAGACGAGAUGCCUGAUUGGAAUAAAAGGAAUAAAGCAAUAUUUAAGGAACUUGUGUUUCCCAAAACAUUUAGACAUUGUACAGACGCAAAAACUGAUGAUAUUAGUACAACGAGAGCCAUGAACACUCUUGUGUAUUAAAUCAAAACAACGAUGUAAUUAUAUUUAAAUUGUCAAGAUAAGUCACUAAACUCUAAGUAUCUGUUGAAUUACGGAUAAAACAUUACCUGUAAAUGUUCAUGUGGAAUACAAAUAACAAAAUUUUCCCCAUCAAACUAAA